Oncorhynchus kisutch (coho salmon) is the source of this 6316-nucleotide messenger RNA. Its product is annotated as plexin-C1-like. NCBI's taxonomy places the organism in Eukaryota, Metazoa, Chordata, Actinopteri, Salmoniformes, Salmonidae. The record is from RefSeq and is a predicted model, not a curated record. Gene Ontology annotation, molecular function: protein binding; semaphorin receptor activity. The transcript has 30 exons. Bases 164 to 4723 code for a protein of 1519 amino acids. Gene Ontology annotation, cellular component: semaphorin receptor complex; plasma membrane. Gene Ontology annotation, biological process: negative regulation of cell adhesion; semaphorin-plexin signaling pathway; regulation of cell migration.
CGGAACUAUAUUUAAUGACCUAAAGUUAACACAUAGUUGCAGCAUAUAUCCACUGUGCGCUUUUACGCAAUCCUCCUGUUGGCCUUCGGCACAGUAUGACAGUGGCAUCAGAGGCGCAGAAUGGAGUUUACCAUGCACUCUCCUCUCAGGCUUGACUGACUACAUGACUUACGAGAUGAGGGCUGUUUUCUGGGGAGUUCUCCUCGCCUGCGUGGACUGGAGUCGGGGCCAGGAGAUUCACACAUUCGAUGGCGACGUCCGCGACUUUGCCAUUGGUGACAGCUCGGUAUACGUCGUUACGGAUGACCGACUCUUCCAGCUGAACCAUGAUUUUACCAAAGUUAUAAAGAGGGAUAAUCCGAACGUAGUUUAUCCUAACCAAGAAGUACCUCCUUCCGACGAAACGUAUCCAUUUAAGGUAAACAUUUUACUGCCAUUCAUCAAAAACAAGACCUUGAUCACAUGUGGAACCACAAAAUGCGGCUACUGUGAAAUACUGGAUCUCAACGAAAUCUCAAAAUCUGUGUAUACGGAGGAUAUUGAAGUGGGUUCAUUGGACCCUGGAGAUUCAACCAUUGGCUUUAUUGUUGAUGUCGGGACGAACUCCUACAUUAUGGCUGGAAGGUUGUCGAGCCGUGUGCGUAAAGAGUGUUCCAAUUCAGGUCAGUUGCUUGACCUACGGAAUACACUAGAUGGGCAGCUUGGGGGAAUCUUUUCGAAUUCAGAUAAGAGCGCGACUCCGUAUAUUGACGCCAGACAAAAGGAGAAGUUUCAGUUUGUGGACGGCUUUCAGAGUAAUUCACACAUCUACGUGUUCUCGAACGUUCCCAAAGAGCGUCAAGUUCGACUUAUUUGGUUCAAGAGCGAGAAUAGUAAAACAAAUACGUUGAUGUCCCUCAAAGGUGCAACACUCAAAUGUUGUGGAAACAUGGAGCGCCGGGAGCUCCUGUCUUCCUCUGUGAUUCAAGGUUCUGGUGGGCUCCAUGGGCAGGUGCUCUGGGCAGGUGUGUUCACGGCUGGUAACACAAGCGACCCCAUCAACACCGUGCUGGCCAUCUAUAACAUCAGCUCUACAGGGCCUCAACUCAAAGACAAAGACAAAUACAAUGACCCAGACUUCUGCUAUCAAGCCUGUGCAGAGGCAUUGCCAAAGGGUACCACCCAGGACCUGCACCCAGAGGCAGUGGUGUUUAGAUACAGCUCCAUGACAUCAGUGUUGGCAGUGAGACACAACUCCUGGCUGGUGUUCUUCAUUGGGACAGGAGACGGACAACUCAUCAAGCUUGCUGUAGACAAGGCCUAUAAAUCUGCCUGUGCUAGAGUGCUCUACAAGUCAGAUGACGACCGCCGUGUGUUUCCCAAGAUGCACCUGGAUCCAGUGGACCACAAACAUGUGUACAUGGCACUGAGGAACCAGAUGAUGCGUGUGCCUGUGGCUCAGUGCAGUGAACACAAGAGUCUGAAGGACUGUUGGUCUGCUCAGGACCCCUUCUGUGGCUGGUGUGAGUCUGAGAACAACAAGUCAAGAUGUUCGUUUCAGGAUGACUGCCUUCAGCCUUCAGCCUGGAUCUCCAUCUCUGAGGACUCCCAACAACAGAACAUGGUCUCUUACCAGGUGGAGAAGAGCAGCAGUGGAGAGAAGAUCACACUCACUGUCAAGGUCCACCUGAAUGUGCAUGGGACAGGAAGUCUCACCUCCGCCUGUAUCUUCCUCACAAGAAAUGAUAAUCUGUGUGACAGGACAAACCCCGCUCCAGCCUUGCCUCGAUGCUCCUGCCUGUUCUCCAGCGACCAGCUUCCUGCUGAAGGUCUGAAUGUCACCGUGGAGAUACAAGUGGGGAAGCAGAACCUUACUGAGAAUCUGAUGCUCACGAACUGUUCAAACAUCUCUGGACCACCUACCUCUGCCCUGUGUUCUCAGUGCAUGACAGCUGGAUGUAGCUGGAGUAAUGAUGUCUGCUCCUGGACAACCAGGUCUGCCAACUCAGACCCCAUACAGGACGUGUGCAGACCCAGCCAGUCAGGAAUGAACUACUCUGAGCCAGUGAUCGUCUCCAUAGUGCCCAGUGUUCUGUCCUUCCAUGGCAGAAACCACGCCCUGAUGACUGGGAAGAACCUCCAUCACGUGACCAGGGUUCGCAUCCAAGGGCACAUGGACUGCAGUCUCAAGGAGUCUCCUGUGUGGAACAACACUGGGUCCAGUCUGACGUUCCACAUCCCCAUUGGCGACAAAGGUUCUGUCAUUGUGUGUGCCGUGCUGCCAGACGGUCGCUGUCUGGGCAAGGCCACUGUCACCUAUGGGUCCUCACCAUCCUGCACUGGGCUAAUACCAAGCACUACCUGGGCUAGUGGGAAGAGGAAGAUCAAGGUCCAAGGGUGCCAGCUGGAGUUUGUGGAGGGGGUUGUUCAUGACCAUGCCCCUCAGACCAUCCAUACCAAAUACAGCUCUGGGACUCUGUGGUACCACACACCUCCCUUUGAACACAUUAACCAGCCAGUCACCUCCACUGUGUCUCUGAGAGUAGCCAAUCAGACACUGGCCUGCUCAUCACAGCUCACCUACCAUCCAGACCCAGAAUUCACCAGCUAUACUGCAAUCAAGACAGGAAACGACCUGCGUGUCACCAUUGAGAAAAGUGCUGACAAGCUGAACAUCGCCACAGAAGAGAUCUUAGUGUUUGGUGUUCAGGAGGAGAACCAGGAUGUAGAGUGUGUCAUGGAAACCAUCGAGAAGAGCAACGGGACUGACUCUGUCAUCUGUGAUAUAAAGAACACUCCCAACUUUAACAUCAAGUCAGUGAGGAUAAGAGUUGGCAACUUCACGAAAAACCUUUUACCAAAACAAGCUGCACCUUCACUGCUACUCAUCCUUGUGCUUAUACCCAUCAUCAUUGUGGUCAUUGUGGGUGCAGUGUGGUAUUCCUACAUUAAACAGAGGAAAAUGGCAGCACAAAUGGACAAGCAGCUGGAACUGCUGGAGUGUGACAUCAGAAAUGACAUCAGACAAGGAUUUGUGGAUAUGCAGACGGAAAAGUGUGAUUUAAUUGAGAACGUUGGAGCCAUCCCUUUCUUGGACUACAAGCACUUUGCUUCCAGGAUCUUCUUCCCUGACGGUGGACCUGUGAUGACCUCCUGUAUCAAAGACAUUGGCCAGGACGCGGUGAAGGGGCAGCCAGACGAGAGCUGCCAGGCCCUGUCCAGACUGAUCCGGGAUCAGGUGUUCCUCACCUCCUUUGUCCACGCUCUGGAGGAGCAGAAGAAUUUCAACGUCAAGGAGAAGUGUGCGGUGGCCUCCCUGCUGACCGUGUCCCUCCACGGUGACCUGCCCUACAUGACCCAGGUGAUGGAGGAACUACUCAGGGCUCUGAUGGAGCAGCCCAGUAACUCCCAGCCCAAACUCAUGCUGCGACGCACCGAGUCCAUCGUAGAGAAGCUGCUCACCAACUGGAUGUCCAUCUGUCUCUACGGCUUCCUCAGGGAGAGUGUGGGCCAGCCUCUUUUCCUGCUGGUUUGUGCUCUGACCCAGCAGAUGUCUAAAGGCCCAGUGGACUCAGUCACAGAAAAGGCUCUCUAUACACUUAAUGAAGACUGGUUACUGUGGCAGGCUCAGGACUUCAGUCCAAUGAGGCUGCAAGUGCUGUUUGCUGUGGGAACAGACGGAGAGGUCAGUGAGCCUCUGGAGGUCAAUGCUCUGGACUGUGACACGGUGGAGCAGGUCAAGGAGAAGAUCCUCCUGGCCUUCAAGACCAAGUUUGGCUUCCCCUACAACACCCCUCUCCGACAGAUACACAUCGAGUAUGAGAAGGAUGGAAGGUUUGUCCCACUGAAGGAGGUGGAUGCCAGCUCAGCGGUUCUAGGAGAAGUGACCAUGCUCAACACACUCAAACAUUACAAGGUACCGGACGGAGCGUCCAUCAAAGUGCUCUCUAAGACCCAUCCCAGUCUGAGUCCUCAGAGCAGCCUGAAAGACAAUCAGAACUACUCCACUAAGUACUUCCAUCUGAUUGACCCUGACAUUGACCAGGACCAAAAGAAGAACCCUGAGCGGAAGAAGCUGAAACUGAAGGAAGUGUACCUCACCAAGCUGCUGUCCACCAAGGUCGCUGUGCAUUCGUUUGUGGAAAACCUGUUCAGAACCAUCUGGGGAACCCCUAACCUCAAAGCCCCACCUGCCAUCAAGUACUUCUUUGACUUCCUGGAUGCCCAGGGAGAGAGCAAGAGGAUCAACGAUCCAGAUGUACUACACAUCUGGAAAACCAACAGCCUGCCCCUGCGGUUCUGGGUGAACAUCCUGAAGAACCCCCAGUUUGUGUUCGACAUGGAGAAGACCCCGCCUCUGGACGGCUGUCUGUCCGUCAUUGCCCAGGCCUUCAUGGACUCCUUCUCCCUGGCUGAGAAACAGUUGGGCAAGCAUGACCCAACCAAUAAACUGCUCUAUGCCAAAGAUAUCUCCCAGUACAAGCAGGAAGUGAGGGCCUACUACAAGCAGGUCAGGGACCAGCCACCAAUCAACAGCUCUGAGUUCAAGGAGUUCCUGCUUGAGGAGUCAAAGAAACAUGAAAACGAAUUCAAUGAAUCUGCUGCCCUCUGUGAGCUCUACAAAUACAUGCAGCGGUACUUUGAUGAGAUUAAACUGAAGCUGAAUCAGAACGGCGCACCCGUGGAAUUGAAGGAGCAACUGCAGCACGUGAAGAACCUGUUUGAUAGCCUCAACGGUUCGUGAAACUGAGCUCACUCCCUCCCCUUCGAAAUGCUGAAGGCCAGAAAGCUGUUCUAAAAACGAAUAUGUCAGGAGACUACAUAGGGAUUUACAAUUAAAGAAUAAAAGAGGGAGGCGUUUCAGAUUACUGGGAUGAACCAAAUGAUCGCAUGAAUUAGGUCACAUUCCAGCUAGACAUUUACCCAGAAGCAGUAUACUCUUAUUCUGAAGCUGGGACUUUUGUUUCCUCAACCGAAAGACAAAAGAUUUUUUUUUACAUUUAUUUAACCUUUAUUUAACCAGGAAGGGCUCAUUGAGAUUAAAAUCUCUUUUUCAAGAGCGCCCUGGCCAAGAUAGGCUGCACCGAGUCAUUACAAAUUAGACAGUAAUUUGUAAAAACCAUUGAAUCUAAGUAAUCCAUUGAAUUCACAAGAGUAUAAAACAGCAAAUUAAAAACAUUGACAGGUCAGGGAAUCAGCCUCAAAAUCCUUCAUCUGUGGAUUUAAAAACACCAAUCGGGAGAAGUUCUUCCAGUUUAAAAGUAUUUUGUAAGGCGUUCCAAGACGGAGCAGAGUACAUAAAAACCCUUUUACCAAAUUCAGUUUGGACAUUUGGAACAGUAAGCAGGAUAAAGUCCAGCGAACAAAGAGAGUACCCACCACAUUUCUGAACAAUAAAAAUGCCCAAAUAAAAUGUUCUUUGUAAAUAAAAGUAUACCAGUGACUGAGCGACUAGAGAAGGCCAGCCAACCAUGGUAUACAAAGUACAGUGGUGUGUAAGAGUUUUGCAGUUUAAAAUAAAUCUCAAAGUGCCAUGGUAAAGGGUGUUAAUUGAUCUCAAACACUGAGCGGAAGCAUUCAUAAAAUAUCCCCACAGUCUAGUAAAGGCAUAAAUGUAACUGAUACUAGCCUCCUCCUGGCUUCAAAAGAAAAACAGGCCUUAUUCCUAAAAUAAAAUCCCAAUUUCAGUUGUUGAAUAUGCAAUUUAAAGAGGCCAUCAAGAUAUGAGGUUACAACCUCAAUCUCCUUGCCCUGACGGGUAGUAAUAGGUGAAAGGUUGAGGUCUAUUUCUUGCAUUAGAAAACGCCAUUAGUUUAGUUGUGCCAGUAUUGAGGAUAAGUUUCAAUUGACAAGGUAUGUUGAACAGAAUAGGAAAGCUUUUGUAAGUGACAAGGCACAACCGUAACAUCAGCAUAACAAUUAGGUUGUGGUGUUAAAUGGUUCUCACAAGUAAAGCUCAGAACAAAUAUGUACACGACCUCAGUAAAGCAUAAACAUUUUUAUAUGAAUUGCAAAUUCAAUCACACAUUACAAAAAAAGUUUUACAAAUGUUGUGAAACCAACCUUUAACAAAAAUGCCUUUGGGACUAUCACACUUAAAGUUUCAGAGUGAUGGCUUUAGUGUAAACACUUGAUACAAAUCUCACAGCAGUCAAAUAAACUCUGAGGAAGUCCCUGGUUGGCCAUUGAUAUCAUUCUUUACAUAGGCAACAGUCAAGGCAUGGAAGGACUCCAGCACCGUUACUCACCAAGGCAUGUAAACAUUGAAUCCAUGUAGUUCUUUCUCUUUUCAUUUGAUAUGUUUUGUGCCAAUAAAAUCAAAAUGUUUUUCACAAAA